AUGCCUCCGCGUCCAAGUCAACAAAGCGGGCCUGCCCGAGGAGGCAGGGGAGGUAAUCGCGGUGGCGGCCGUCCUCCUCGAGCAGGCCCGCCUCAAAUUGUUGGACGUGGGGCCCAGAUGACUGGUGGAGGCGGCCAGCCCUCUGGGCUUCCUUCAGCUCUUGUCAAAACAGUCGGUGUACAACGCAAGGGAUUCGGGACCACUGGCCGAAGAAUCCAGGUAUUUACAAAUGCUUGUGAGGCCAUGGUCCCUGAGGGACUGAUCUAUCAUUACGACGCCAUCGUCACCGAAAAAACCAUGCCACCUCGCGUUGCUCAUCAGCUGAUCAAACAGCUGCAACUCCAGCCAGAAUUUCACCCUCCUGGAGCAUACGAUGGCAAGAAGAACUUGUAUAUGACGCAUUCGAUUGAUUUUGGAGGUCCCGAUUCUCGCGAUUAUAAUGUUGCCAUGAAUGGUAACUCUCAGCCUCGAGACAGACCCCCUCGUGUAUUCAAGAUACGGCUCAAAAAGGUUGCGGUCCUUAACCCAGAAGGCUUCCAGCGUUUUAUCGAUGGACAACAGUCGUUUAGUGAGGCUGAUCAAGCAACUCUAGGGGCUUUGAACAUUGUUAUUCGCAUGCUACCCAUGCAAACUCACCCGUACAAUUCAAAAUCAUUCUUUACGGACACAGAGAUUAAGAAUGUUGGACAUGGUUUUCAAUUACGCCGAGGAUACUUUCAAUCGCUCAGGCCUGCAAUCGGACGACUGCUCUUAAAUAUAGAUCUUUCGACGGGGAUGUUCUACAAGGAUGGAUCAGUGAUAGAUAUCGCGCUCGAAGUAGUGGGCAACCGUGAUCCAAACGCAUUAUCCAUGGAACGGGGACUACCUAAUAGCGUCUUCAGGGACUUAGAACGGUAUUUGAAGAAUGUUCGCGUUUCUGUCCGGCCAGCUGCUGCUGGCUCCCCUCCGCACAUAGUCACAAUAAGUUCUUUGACAAGGGAAGGUGCUAGCCGUAUCAUCUUCCAACAGAGGGAUGGUACUUCGACAAAUGUUGCUGCUUACUUUCGACAACUAUCUGGCCGACCGCUCCAAUAUCCCAAUAUUAUUUGUGCCAAGACUGCCAAAGGAGCAGUGUUACCAUUCGAACGUUGCACCAUCGUGCCGGGGCAACUUGCCCGCAUGCAGAUACCCCCCGAAGUCACCCGAGAGAUGGUGGAGUUUUCUACGAAAAGGCCAGAAGAUAGACUGCAGAGUAUUAGGAAUGGGUUCCGGGUACUCGCCUAUGGUCAAUCUGAAUAUGUCCGUAGUUUCGGCUUGUCCAUCAAUGAACAAACAUUCCCUAUGACCAUAGAAGCUCGGCAAUUGCCUUCGCCACAGCUUCUAUACGGUCAAGGAAGUAAAGACAAGGUUUCGAAACCCCGUGACGGAGCAUGGAAUAUGAUCGACAAGAAGCUAUAUAAACCAGAGUCUAUCAAUAGAUGGGCGAUGGUAGUUUUCGAUACUCGAACUCGUCAAGAUACUGCCUUAUCCGUGGUUCGAUCUUUCAUUGAAGGAUGUUUGAGUGUCGGUAUUAAUGUCAUAGAACGUGAUCCGGUAAUUGAAUAUGCGUCGGGGCAAGGCGGCAUUCAACAAGUUGCUACUGUCUUGAAGGCUGCUGGUAUGAAAUGUGUGAAGAAGAACAAUGUUGGGAAAGGACCUGACAUGUUACUCGUCAUUCUCCCUGACGGGGGAAACGACAUCUACCGUGCAGUGAAGCACUUUGGCGAUGUUACGCAAGGUGUGGUCACCCAAUGCCUGAAAGCAUCAAAAUGUAACCGGGCCAAACUUCAAUACUGGGCGAAUGUUUGUCUCAAGCUUAAUGCUAAACUCGGUGGAAUCAACGUCGUACCAGAUGCCGCAGCUUCUGCGCAUCUAAGCGAUCUGCAGAAUCCAACCAUCAUCAUGGGUGCGGACGUGAUGCACCCUGCUCCAGGCUCCGAUGCACCCUCCUUCAGUGCAGUCGUUGGGAGUGUAGACAGUCUAGGCGUUAAAUAUAUCCCCAGGACCCAUGCACAAACCUCCCGGCAGGAGAUCAUUGCUGACUUGCAUACAAUGGCAAAGGACAUUCUCGCAAGCUUUACAAGCUACCAGCUCAAUGUGGAGAAAAAGCUCCCGCAAUUCUGCAAACCGAAACGACUGCUUUUCUUCAGGGAUGGCGUUUCGGAAGGGCAGUUUGGGCAGGUUAUGGAGCAAGAGGUGGCCGUUCUCAAGAAGGUCUGUCAAGAACUGGGAAUUGCACCCAAGAUCACGUUCAUCAUUGUUGGUAAACGGCACCACUAUCGCUUCUUCCCUCGAGACCCCAAUGCCCGUGGUGAAGCCGACAAGAGCGGGAACUGUCUUGCGGGAACCGUGGUCGACACAGGAAUCACGCACCCCCUGGAGUUUGAUUUCUACCUCCAGAGUCAUGGGGGUCUCUUAGGCACCUCGCGGUCUGCGCAUUAUUCGGUUUUGUAUGAUGAUAACAACUUCACACCGGAUGCACUACAAAGUGUUGCGUAUCUCCUGUGUUACAUAUAUGCGCGUUCGACCCGAUCCGUGUCCAUCCCUGCUCCGGUGUAUUAUGCCGACAUCGUCUGCUCCCGAGCGAAAAUCCACUACGACCCGAGUGGUGUGGAUUUGUCCGACGCAGCGAGCACGGUCGCGACAGAGAAUCUGCAAUCCUUCAUUGAUGGGUUCAAGCCGUUGCAUGGGUUGCAUAAGACAAAGAUGUAUUUUAUGGUGAGUGGGUUGUUUGGUUUCCGUUUCAACCUUUACUUCUAUUUGCCCUCUGGGACUUGA
Molecule: messenger RNA, 2796 nt
Organism: Lentinula edodes (shiitake mushroom)
Lineage: Eukaryota; Fungi; Basidiomycota; Agaricomycetes; Agaricales; Omphalotaceae
Product: argonaute-like protein
Exons: 23
Coding region: 1-2796 (931 amino acids)
Molecular function (GO): RNA binding; protein binding
Source: RefSeq, a predicted model, not a curated record